Messenger RNA from Kickxella alabastrina, 600 nucleotides. RefSeq lists its product as uncharacterized. NCBI's taxonomy places the organism in Eukaryota, Fungi, Kickxellomycota, Kickxellomycetes, Kickxellales, Kickxellaceae. The transcript has a single exon. The coding region runs from base 61 to 405 and encodes 114 amino acids. The record is from RefSeq and is a predicted model, not a curated record.
CAUAAUUCUGUUUUCGUUUUUCUACACUCGACACCAAAUCCUUCUCAAAACCUCAUCACAAUGCAGUACAAGACCCUCGCUAUCAUUGCCGCCGUCGGCCAGGCCACCGCCACCCUUGACCUCCUGACCCACUCUCAGAUCUCUGAGCGUAUUUUCGGUCUCUCCACCGAGCAGGUGAAGAACAUUGACCGCGCUGUCCAGGAGGCCGCCGCCCCCAUUGCUCAGGUUGCUGGCCAGAUUGUCCGCAACCUCAGCGGCACCAGCGACGAGAUCAUUGUCACUAGCCAGAAGGUCGUCCGUCAGGCCAUCAAGGCCGUCAACGAGGCCUUGACCCCCGAGGUCCGCGCCAAGAUCCGCGUCGGUGUCUCCAACGCCGUCAAGACUACCCUUGACACUUACUUCUAAGCCAAUACUUAUAGCCGAACACUAAGGUUUUUAAAUCCGGUAUAAUUGUUUUUUAUUUACUCUUUUCCUUUGUCUAACCAUUGCUUUUAGUAAAGUAAAUAGGGGCAAGUAAUCCGGGCACCCAGUCCUUUUUGAUCUCAAUUAAAAAUAAAAAAUAAAGCUAUUUUGGUUUACACUUGACACAUGCAAUUUGAA